Molecule: messenger RNA, 911 nt
Organism: Hipposideros armiger (great roundleaf bat)
Lineage: Eukaryota; Metazoa; Chordata; Mammalia; Chiroptera; Hipposideridae
Product: astrotactin-2-like
Exons: 3
Biological process (GO): neuron migration; neuron cell-cell adhesion
Cellular component (GO): endosome; membrane
Molecular function (GO): inositol 1,3,4,5 tetrakisphosphate binding
Source: RefSeq, a predicted model, not a curated record
GCUGCUGCUGUUCCUGCUCCUGCUGCCGCCGCCGCCGCUGCUGGCCGGCGCCACCGCCGCCGCCUCGCGGGAGCCCGACAGCCCCUGCCGGCUCAAGACCGUCACGGUGUCCACACUGCCCGCCCUGCGGGAGAGCGACAUCGGCUGGAGCGGAGCCCGGGCCGGGGCCGGGACUGGGACCGGGGCUGGAGCCGCCGCCGCCGCGUCUCCGGGCUCCGCCGGCUCCGCGGGCGCCACCGCCGAGUCGCGCCUCCUGCUCUUUGUGCGUAAUGAGCUGCCGGGGCGCAUCGCGGUGCAGGACGAUCUGGACAACACCGAGCUGCCCUUCUUCACUCUGGAGAUGUCGGGCACGGCAGCUGAUAUCUCGCUGGUGCACUGGAGACAGCAGUGGCUGGAGAACGGCACCUUGUACUUCCAUGUCUCCAUGAGCAGCUCUGGGCAGCUGGCCCGGGCCACCGCCCCCACUCUCCAGGAGCCCUCGGAGAUUGUAGAGGAGCAGAUGCACAUUCUCCACAUUUCCGUGAUGGGUGGCCUCAUUGCUCUGCUGCUGCUGCUGCUGGCGUUCACUGUGGCGCUGUACGCCCAGCGGCGCUGGCAGAAGCGCCGUCGCAUCCCCCAGAAGAGCGCCAGCACGGAAGCCACUCACGAGAUCCACUACAUCCCCUCGGUGCUGCUGGGUCCCCAGGCCCGGGAAAGCUUCCGCUCCUCCAGGCUGCAGGCCCACAAUUCGGUCAUCGGCGUGCCCAUCCGGGAGACCCCCAUCCUGGACGACUAUGAUUAUGAAGAGGAUGAGGACCCACCCCGGCGGGCCAACCAUGUCUCCCGGGAGGAUGAGUUUGGCAGCCAGGCGACCCACACCCUGGACAGCCUGGGAAGGCCAGGGGAAGAGAAAGGGGACUUUGAGAAGAAAG